GUGAUCUGGCGGGAGAAGAUGGUUUGCGAGGAGGGCUCCGAAGACUGGCAGCCCUAGUGGCAGGAUGCGCUGAUGAGAAGUCCCCGGCUACAGCGCUUACCACCGGCCUGUUCUGGACGCCCUCCCUUCAGUCUCCCUUCUUUUCGCUAGCUCCACCAAGGCGGCCUCCGCUUCCCGAGCGUGCUCCCUCUCCCUCUCCCCGGCCUCUUCCUGCCUCCUCGGCCUGCCCUUACCCGUGACUCCUCCCGACUCCUGCCUUUUCGGGUCCCUUCCCAUACCCCUCUGCCGUGCUCCCUCCGUCUCCAGCUCGUGUGUUCAACAACAACGUCCACCAUGCCGUCCUCGCUCUAUGUCCCCAUGCUCGUCGCGGGCAUGCUCAUAACAGGUUCCAGCAAUUCAUUAUGGUCUAAAUGGCAGGACAUGCAAUGCGUCGAAAACUGCGACGAUCCUAACCCUACACAUCAUGUCCUCUACGAGCAGCCAAUAUGGCAAACCCUCCAAAUGUUUCUCGGAGAAAUGCUCUGUUUCCUUCCUGUCAUACUCACAUGGCUCAAUGCCAAGCGCCGCACUCCCGCCGUGCACCUUCCUCAGACCGAAGAAGAUAUAGAUGAAGAUCUGGAUGAUGAACCUUCUCGUCCUGGUUCCUCCAGCGCAGCCAAGGACUUCCCCGAUGCCGGUCCACAGCACCUUCGUGGAUGGAAAUGUCUCCUACUCUGGUUUCCUGCCGUUUGUGAUCUUACCGGCACAACGCUUAUGAACGUCGGUCUUCUGUAUACGCCGGUUUCCAUCUACCAAAUGACACGGGGCGCCCUCGUUCUCUUCGUUGGCACACUUAGUGUCAUAUUCUUGCGCAGGCGUUUAUGGUUAUACCAGUGGGUGUCGCUCAUUACCGUGAUGGCGGGUGUCUCGCUCGUGGGCUAUAGCGGGUCUUUAAUCAAGGACCCUAUACGAGAGGAGACCAACGCACUCCUCGCCCUAAGCCGGGCACUUUCAGAUAACCAUGCUGCGCCUUCUGUGCCGCUGCCGGAACCCAUCGAAGAGCCUCAAGUUACGAAAGUUCUGAUCGGCGUCUUCUUCGUCUUGUUUGCUCAAGUCUUCACUGCUACUCAACUUGUUGUCGAAGAAAAAAUCAUGGCCCGAUACACUGUCUCACCAGAUAUCGCCGUAGGUCUCGAAGGCUUCUUCGGCUUCAUCACUAUCCUCCUCGCACUGCCCUUCAUCUCCAUAUCCCCACUCUCCAACCCAUCGUCCCCGCAGUAUUCCCCAUUCUUCGACCUUCCACGAGGAUGGGCGCAAAUGAUCUACACGCCUACUGUGCUUUGGUCUGGUGUAGCCAUUGCGAUCAGUAUCAGUUUGUUCAAUUGGUUUGGAUUGAGUGUGACUAGACGGUUGAGUGCGACUGCUAGGAGCUUGACGGAUACGUGUAGGACUCUUAGUAUCUGGCUGGUCAGUUUGGGGCUCGGAUGGGAGAAAAUCGUUUGGCCGAUCUCGGUCUUGCAAGUUGCUGGGUUCGCCUUGUUGGUCUACGGCACUUUCCUCUUUAACAACCUUGUGAACCCGCCCAAGUAUUUGCGCCCAACAGAGAUCGAAGCCGAAUCUCCUCUCGCGGCCGAAGAGUCUCGUCACCUCCUUACGGAACAUACGCUUGACGAGACUGCGGCCCUCCCAGCUGAUUUGGGUACUAGUGGGUAUGAUAUCGUACCCCCUCCUGAACAGCGGAAUAGGUCGAGGAGUCGGUCAACAUCCAAGUCUCGUAGCCUCGUAGCUUGAGCUCGAUCUGAGACGUACGCUUCACUGGCUUUUUUCUUGUUGGAUUGUUGGAUGUUGGAUGGAAGCGCUGUGAGUCUGACAUUGACGACCCCUUCUCUUGAUGAACUUCUCUGCACAUACUGUAUCUCCAGGCACUUUCGAAUCAUCGUUGCUUCUAUUGCUUCGUACUGUUACAUUCAUGCAUUGUUACUAUAGCUACUCAUUACUACUGAUACAGACUAGCUAGUAGAUCAGGGGAGAGUUAUCUUCUUUUCACACUCACACUCACAUCUGUACUAUAUACUGUUAAGCUGCCCAACAGCUUCUAUAUCUCAUUCUGUUGUAUAUAUACUUUAUCAAUACCUUAGACCUGAAAGCCUGACACUCCAAGCUUCCAGGUUCCCUGGCUACCAUUCAAAGUGGGUGAAAGCAUCCGGAAUGAACGUUUGAGUUUAUC
Molecule: messenger RNA, 2206 nt
Organism: Somion occarium
Lineage: Eukaryota; Fungi; Basidiomycota; Agaricomycetes; Polyporales; Cerrenaceae
Source: the annotation of a GenBank genome assembly